CCAUCUUAUUUUCAUUUUUACAAUUUCCCCUUGUUUUGUCAAGUGAAUUGCCAUUUUCUUGGCAUUUCUCUCUAUCCUCCCUCAGAUUUUUCUCUUUAUAUAAAGACCACCCACUCGUCCAGAUUUCUAAGCUUCACCAUUCAGUGAGUAUAGUGUGAAACUAUAGGAAAAUUAACCGUGAUGCAAUACUCCAAAGCCUUGUCUGACCCUCCCCUCAAAGAAAGGUAUGGAGCUUUCCUCUCCAACUCCUCCAACCUUCAAUGCUCAGAAGUCAUGGAGGAGUGUGAGCUCCCACUGAUCGACAUAAGCACGUUGAGGAUGACGGAUGAUGAAGAAGAGAGGCGGCCUUGUGCUUCGGCCAUUGCAAAGGCAGCAACUGAAUGGGGCUUCUUCAUUGUGAUAAACCAUGGGAUCAGAUCUGAACUACUCAAGGAGAUGAGGAAGGAGCAGCAGAGAUUGUUCGCCAAGCCAUUUGAAGAAAAGAGCUCCAAAAUCCUAAAAGGAACCUAUAGUUGGGGAAACCCCAUGGCAAAAUCUCUCACUCAACUCCCAUGGUCGGAGAACUUCCUUGUACCUCUCAAAAUGAUUAUUGAAGACCAAGAAUGGUGCAGCUUGGAGUUCAGUUCUCUUAGGGAGACAAUGGAAAAGCUGGGAAGUGCAAUGACAGACCUUGCUCACGUGCUUGCAAGAGUUCUAGCUGAGAACUUGGGGUUUCCAGGGGAUUUUAUUGCCGAAAAAUGCAGUAUGAGCACAAACUAUUUCCGCCUGAACCAUUAUCCUCCGUGCCCUCAUUCACUGGGCACCUUUGGCCUAUUGCCUCACACAGACAGUGACUUCCUCACCAUCCUCAGUCAAGAUCAGGUUGGAGGCCUCCAAUUGAGGAAGGAUUCUAGUUGGUAUGCUGUGAAACCUAACCAAGAUGCUCUUAUAGUCAACAUUGGUGAUCUCUUUCAGGCAUGGAGCAAUGAUUUCUACAAGAGUGUAGAGCACAAGGUAAUGAGCAAUUCUGAGGCAGAUAGAUACUCAGUUGCCUAUUUCCUUUGCCCAUCAAUGGAUUCCAUAAUAGGGAGCUACAGUGAGCCUUCCCACUACAAGCAGUUCACUUUUGGUGACUUCAAGAAACAAGUGGAGGAGGACAAAAGAAGAACUGGAAAUAAAGUGGGUCUUCCAAUGUUCCGCUUAUAG
This is a messenger RNA of Zingiber officinale, 1185 nucleotides long. Its product is annotated as gibberellin 2-beta-dioxygenase 8-like. Lineage: Eukaryota; Viridiplantae; Streptophyta; Magnoliopsida; Zingiberales; Zingiberaceae. Gene Ontology annotation, molecular function: dioxygenase activity. The coding region runs from base 181 to 1185 and encodes 334 amino acids. The record is from RefSeq and is a predicted model, not a curated record. The transcript has 3 exons.